AAUUCCGACUUUAAAUAUAGUUAAGACUAUUAAUAGUAAAAUUUUAUUCAAUAAAUGAAACUCAAAAUGCGUAAUUGCGGUCCAAGUUUGAUUAAAUAUGUUCUAUUUGCCUUCAAUGUGCUCUUUGCGCUAUCUGGCCUGGGCAUACUGAUUGCUGGCGCUAUUGUCCUUGCUGAUGUCAGUGAAUUUAAUCACUUUGUGGAAGGUCGUGUCCUGGCCCCACCCGUUGUACUGAUAGUCACCGGAUUAAUAAUAUUCCUGAUAGCAUCAUUUGGCUGUUUCGGUGCCAUCAAAGAGUCACCCAAUCUUCUACUAACGUAUGCUGUACUUUUGGCCAUCAUUUUCAUUGUGGAAUUAGCUGUGGGCAUUGCAGCUAGUGUAUUCAAAAAAGAUCUCGAAAUGAUGGUCAAGAAUUCACUGCAGGAGUCUAUAAAACGUUCCAGUAGUGAAGAUACCAUGGCCUGGGAUAACAUUCAGCGUAAAUUGAUGUGCUGUGGCGUCGAUACUCCGGCGGAUUGGCGUACGAUAAGUGCCAACAAAACAUUGCCGGCGAGUUGCUGUCAGCCUCAGUAUAUAGACACUACGGUGGGUCAUUGUCUAGACUCGCCAGCCUUGGGCAAGGAUAAAUACUAUCAAGUUGGCUGUGUGGGUGAACUUAAGAAACGCAUCGAUAAAAAUGCUGUCAUCUUGAUUGGUGUGGGCAUUGGCAUUGCCUUUAUUCAGCUUCUAGGCAUUGCUUUGGCCUGCUAUCUUGCCUCAUCCAUACGACGGGAUCGAUCCCAGUAAAUUCCAUAAGUUAAUUUCUAUUUUAUAUUUAUAACAUACAUACAUAAAACGAUUUAAUUGAUGUAGUCCUCAAAAGAGAAAUAUUCGAAAUCUUUGCUCAACUGAAGUUUAAUUAAAUGGAACAAUGGUAUACGAAAGAAAACGCAACAACCGUUUAAAGUUGUAACAACAUUAAAA
Drosophila willistoni is the source of this 963-nucleotide messenger RNA. RefSeq names its product CD151 antigen. The transcript is spliced from 3 exons. The coding region runs from base 55 to 786 and encodes 243 amino acids. Lineage: Eukaryota; Metazoa; Arthropoda; Insecta; Diptera; Drosophilidae. The record is from RefSeq and is a predicted model, not a curated record. Gene Ontology annotation, cellular component: membrane.